This is a messenger RNA of Dipodomys ordii (Ord's kangaroo rat), 631 nucleotides long. RefSeq names its product podoplanin (gene Pdpn). Gene Ontology annotation, cellular component: apical plasma membrane; filopodium; lamellipodium. The coding region runs from base 113 to 568 and encodes 151 amino acids. Lineage: Eukaryota; Metazoa; Chordata; Mammalia; Rodentia; Heteromyidae. The record is from RefSeq and is a predicted model, not a curated record. Gene Ontology annotation, molecular function: signaling receptor binding; protein-folding chaperone binding; chemokine binding. The transcript has 7 exons. Gene Ontology annotation, biological process: lung development; positive regulation of platelet aggregation; actin-mediated cell contraction.
ACAUGCUUCCCAGUGGAUUUGUUCUCCUGGCACCCACCGCCAGGGUGUCUCACGGUGCCUCUGAUCCUCUCCGACCCUCCCCAUCCCGCACAGAGAACAGAUCCACGGGAAGAUGUGGGGGAAGCCAGUGCUGCUGUGGAUUUUGGGGAGUGCCUGGCUCUGCGUCCCAGCAAAGGGAGCUGUACUGGGUCAUCUGGAGGAUGACAUUGUGACUCCUGGUGCUGAAGGCAGCGUGCUAACACUGGGUGCUGAGGAUGGAGUGGUGACCACAGGCCCUACCCAGGGGCCCCAGGUGCCAACAAGGGCAAAGAGCACACCGAACGCUGACCUAGAAGAUCUGCCCACGCCAAGCAGCUCAGUUGAUGGUCACAAAGAAAGCCAGAGCUCUACCACCCCACAGGUGGCAACACGCCACCCUGUGGAUAAGAAGACAGGUCACCCCAACAGAGGUGGUCUGGCUACAGCGGACCUGGUUGGCAUAAUCAUUGGGGUCUUACUAGCCAUUGGCUUCAUUGGAAGCAUCAUCAUAGUGGUUAUACGGAAAGUUUCCGGAAGGUUCUCGCCCUGAAGGAUGAGCCCAUCUAAACCAUUUUGGACUCCCUCUGCCCUCUGCUCCCUGCCCCCCACCCCC